GUGAAAGAGGGUGCGUCAUGGUGAGGAAAACAGGAACUUGGUAACAAACUGUUACAAAGUCCAUUUGACUACGCCGUAGCUUACACGAAAUCCCAGGACAUGACACAGGUGGAGUGUGGAUUUCGUUUUAGACAUCAGUUUUAGGAGCAGCACACAAUCUGGUGUUUGUGGGUUUUGUUGUAAUUUUAGGCUUCCUGGAAAAGCCAGGGAAUUAAAGCAAAGAGGUAGCAGGACAAGGGGCAGACAUCUGUUUCUAACAUGAACUUUAAUUCAGGUUUGGCUUUCACCUUUUGGAUAGUCUCAAAGUUUCUUACAAAUGCCAUUCUUCUGUUAUUCAUCGCUGGAAUCUCAUCAUCUGAAGAGCCUGCUGUGAAAAGUGUGUUUUUUGAGUCACGGAACUGUCGGAACACUCUGCACUGGAACAUUGACGGGAGAGAGAACUCGGAUGCCUUCUAUAGUGUGCAGUACAGAAUAUAUGGUAAACCAUGGCAAAACAAAAGUGAAUGCUUCUAUAUCACCCGUGACUCCUGUGACCUCAGCCAUGAAACGAGAGACUGUAAUGCAUUUUAUAAUGCCCAAGUGAUCGUGACAUCAAAGAAUACCAGCCAGGAGUUUGAGACUGAGAGAUUUCACCCAAAAACCAAAACUCUCCUGGGGCCACCGGCAGUGAAGUAUUUAACUACCGUGUCUUCAUUACUCUUUACUAUUGAGCUUCCCAGCACUCAAUCAAACCAAUCAUUGGAAGAUGUUUUUGAAAAAGACUUGGUAUACUCUGUGACGCUUAGUACCGACAAAUCUGUAAUGAUGAAUGUGACACAGAAGUUUAAAGAAUUUGAGAUUCCCAACCUUGACUCUGACACUGAAUACUGUGGAGUUGUGGUAUUUAAAGUUCCACCUUACAUGAAAGUCAGUGAGCCCUAUAUGUUCUGCACCAGAACAUUAAAAGACAACAGAUGGACUCUGGUUGUGUUUGUCACCGUGGUAUUCAUCUCUUGCCUUAUUGUUGGAAUCCUCUGCUGUGUUUUGAACAAGUAUCUGACAGAGAAAAGGAAGCUGCCAAAUUCUUUGGAAGCCUUGCUCAAGCCUCAAACAAUACUCUCAACUUUGUUAGUACCAACGGAACCAGAUGCCAAUGUCGUUUGUGUUAUUGUUCGCUGUAAAGAACCCAAAGAACUGGUGAACAUAGCAACGCCAAAAGGAAGCUAUGCCCCUCAGACAGCUCCCAAACAACAUUCUACAUAUGCCUCCCAAAACUUGGACACCCAGCCGUUGCUGAGAAAUCAGCAGAGCACAGAAUCAUCAGGCACAUCCUACGGCGAAGUUGUGGAAGUCUUGUCUGAGGAUUCCAGAGGUAACUACGUCUUGCAGUCACAAUCCGUGAAUCCCAGUAAUCUUGGAGCAUCUGAAUUGGUGUUGAGAGACAAGCAGCUAAGAGGCAAUGAAACCAAAGGAGGUAGCAGAGACUGUGAUACCUUUGCUGCUGGAAAACAAGAAGAUGGAUCAUGUGUGUCUUUGACAUUGAACAAUGCAUGGGACGCUAUCAAUACUAAUGAAACAGGGCCACUGGUAAUUAGGACUGAGCGAAAAAAUGGCCUCUUGCAGAUGCCAGACCUGUUUUCUUGGAAGUUUGAAGACCAAAGUGACGAAGCCCCUUCAAAAUUAAAUCUCCAGAACGAUCGGGGAGGAUCUGCUUUGCUUUCUGGAGACAGUGUCAGUGAUCAGACCUCAUGGCUGGCACAAGCUGUUGAUGUUCAACAACUUUACAAAGAUGAGGAGCUGCCAAACAACCCCUCGUCUUGCUCCCAAUUCCAAGAUUAUCUCAAAACCACGCCGAGACAGCCUGAGACAGGCUUGAAUUGUUUUGUGAAUGAUAUGGAAAUCUGCACAGUUCAAGAGACUAAAGAUGAGGGACUAUUUCUCAAAGGCUGGGAUUUACAAAUUCAAAUGUAAAAAAAAAAAUGCUGUUUUAAAGUUUUUUUUUAAUGAUUUAAUUGGGGCUCAGUUGAAGAGAGGGCUCAGUAAUUGCAGUUCCAGUUUACCGGCUUUGAUAAGCUGAGACGAGAAAAAAGUGAGACAACAUUCAAUGCAAACCAAAUAGCUGCAAACCUAAUGGACGGAAUACCCAAACCAAUGGGACACUCCCAACUGGGAAAUGCUAUAUUAAAUGUAUAGAAAGAGGUGAUAAAUGAAUAAAGCACAGCUUUCUACAGGAUGUAUCUACAGUCUUUUUCAUCAACCUUUGAUCCUCCAAGUUACAGCAGAUUUUUAUUGGAGCAUUUUACAGCUCUGGGGAAUCUCUCUUGCUUGUAUCAAUCAGCUAUUCAUGAUUCAGGAUUACCCAGCAAAAUAAGUGGUUAAUGACGUUCAGAGUGAUUUCCCAGGGCUGUAAAUAAAUCCAAAUAAUCCAGCUGCAGUUUAUCAAGGAGGAUAUAGGCUGAAUCAGCAAUGAAGUAAAGUCACGGUAAUUUGUAACGGGUAAUAUAAUACAUAUCUUGAAGUAAAUUUAUAUGAAGAGUGCCAUUGACUAUUGAACAGAUAAGAGCAAGGUGAAGGUGGAAAAGACCUUGACUUUUGUCAGUAAUGCUUGAUUUGUUUUCAUCUUAAUAUCCGUAUAAAAUAUAGAUGGGAUAUAUACAUCCUGAUUGCUUAGAAUUAUGUACAGUAUUGUUUUAUACGAACAGUGAUUUCUAAAAUGUGUUCAUACACGUUAUAUUUUAUAUUAUGCAAUCAAGAUUUAUAGAUCCCAUCCCUAUUUUUUUUAUUGCACUGAAGUGUUUUGUCUUGAGCUGAGAACAUAAAACCACUUUGUGGCUUGGAACUAGGUUUCAGGAGACUAGGUUUCAGUCCACUGCAUGGCACACCAGGGGAGACUUGGGGUUUGAUACGACAAAGUUGCCUCAAACUCGGUCUCCUGGAACCAGGUUUCAAACCGCUGCUCCAGAAAAAGUGGCUCUGUGUUCCCUCAGCUUUAGAUUGUAGCUAUAAAUUUAUUCUAAAAUGAUUAUAAUGGUUUAAAAUAAUUAUAACAUAAAGCUAUUAUAUAAGAAACGUAGUCCUUGACUUACAGUUUUACUCUCCGCGUUUUGAAGUUUGGAAGAAAAUAAUUAUGUGAAACUGUAAUUUUCAUGAAGGCACACCAUGAACUAGCAUUCUGUUUAGCUCAGCACCAGCAAAAAAAAAAAAAAAAAAGUUUGAUCUUUGUCUUAUCAAUGGCUAACUAUUGAAAACCCUGCAUGUGUGAAACAAGAGAUAUAUAUUUAACUAAUGUACAGUACAUUUACUUCUGCUUUCUUUAUCCAUGUACAUUGUGUGCUAUGGACGGUUCUGUGCAUAACAAGCAAUUGUAUAUUUAUAUGUAUAUAACUUUUUUAUUUUUCACUUUGUACUGUAAUUGUAUGUAUGUGUGUGGGAGGGUACAGGGGAAACAGACAUUGAGAACCGUCUCAAUGAAGUACUGCUUGAAUCUUAAACUUUGAUUCUGAAAUCUUUAACAAUAUCAUUUCAGCAAAAUAAAUUCAGUUAUUUUUUUAAACAUCUGUCUAUAGUAAUGGAAAUGAAGGCUACUUUUUUUCUCAAUAUAUAUGUUAUUGGGUAAGUGAAUUGUUGUUAAGCACAUAAUAGACUUAAACAAACAAAGCUCAAGGUUUAAUUAGAUUGUUGGCAUUAAUCUUAAAAUUGACACUUUAUUUUCUUUACACUAUGUGUAGUACAAACACAUUGUUAUACGAUUAUCAUUAUAACCCACAAAAUAUUUAGUGUUCUAUUAAUAGCAAACAAUAUAUAAACAGUAUAUAAAUGUGGACUAAAAGACAAUAGCAGCCUGCUGGAAUACAAAACACAUAAUAAAUAAUCAUGUAAAAAAUACAAUACAUUAUACUGAAGUGUUCCUAGAAAUCAAAACUACAUUAUAAAACGGAUUGUUAGAAUGCUGCAUGCUGAUUGGUCCGUCAGGGUUCCAAGCAGUUACAAUAUCCACACAAUGUCACAAUUAGGAACUACUUAGGAACAAAGGCAAAUCACUGCACCUGUGCUAACCUCGUAUCACUGCGCCACGAAAAUCAAAGAAAGCAUCUGUCAAAAUAUUGUCGUAUCUUCCACUUUAUAUUAAUUUGUACUACGAAUCAGUUUGCUAUUUUAAAGAAGAUGCUGUUUUGGUAUUUUAUUUGUAGUACAUACCAGUCAUUUUCUGUAACUAGAGCCAGUGGGAGAGAAUAACCUAGCAACAAUGUUAUGUAGAAUAUGCAGGAGGGGCACACAGAUAUGCUGUACUACUGAGAAAGCUUAUUUUUUAUAGUUAUUUCAAGUCAGAACAAUGAAAUGAAACGCAUCCAAGCAAGAUUUUUAUAGUUUAAUUUAAAGUCUUUAUUAAAUUACUGAAACUACAAAAAAAAGAAUGUUUUACUUGAAUAUUAUUUUUAGUUCAUAGGGACUAUUUUCUGUUGUGGAAGGUUAUACCUCAAAAUAAAUCUUUAGAAACUAUAUAGAUUUCUCCAUUUUUUUUUUUUUUAUAAAACGUUUAUAUAUCAGUUUUGCAAAAGCAGUAAGGCGCGAGAGAGCUUGGGUUCUGCUGGAUAUUGUCACUCCUUGGUUGGUAACAACGUACCAAGAAGUGACAAUAUCCAGCACAACCCCAUGCCCUCUCGUGCCUUACUGCUUCAUUAUAAAUGAACAGUUACUUAGUAAUUACAUGUGUACUUCCACAUAAUUACAUUAUUAUGCAGAGUUACAAUGUACUUGAUAUGCAAAUCGUUUUGCACAAUACAUGUGAUUACACAAUUGUAUCAGAAAAGGGUUAGAUUAGAUUGUGCAAAAACAUGUACAGGGUACAUAUAUUGUAACUAUGCAUAAUAACAUUGUAAGUAUGUGUAAGUACACAUGUACCAUUAAAUAUGUAAAACUCAUUCUUUCUGAAAUAUAAGCAGUGAAUCAGCACUUACCUGGAAAGGUGUGCAACUAUACAGUGUCAACCCAGACAGUUCCAGGCAACACUUUUAUAACAAAGAUAAAUGGUACCAAUUGUUUUUAACAAGUUUCUUUUAAGCCAUUUAAACAAGCAAUGAAUACAUUAUUAAUUUGUGCUGGCUUCAUAUGUUAAUAUGUCUUUGUUUCUGAUUAGCAUAGAUGUUGAAGUAAAGACAUGAUUAUUUUCUUACGUUCAGAGUAUUAUUGUAAUGCUGUGUGAUGCUAUUUACUCUCUGUGUCAAUAAAAAUAUAACACCUUA
Molecule: messenger RNA, 5222 nt
Organism: Acipenser ruthenus (sterlet)
Lineage: Eukaryota; Metazoa; Chordata; Actinopteri; Acipenseriformes; Acipenseridae
Exons: 7
Coding region: 259-1950 (563 amino acids)
Molecular function (GO): protein binding
Source: RefSeq, a predicted model, not a curated record